UCCUAUUGGUCAGCCCUUCUCCGCAAGAUGGCGGCGGCCGUGUUACCUCAGGUGACAGCCCUGAUCCCUCUCCGGGGUCCUGGGUUUCGGUGUCUCACUGUGUCUGCAGCUCGGUGUAGGUUUUACGUGCCUCCAAAACCCAAAGAGCCGCUGGAAAUCCCCGGUCUAGAGCGUAUUACGUACGCGGACCGGCAAUACUAUGUCCCCGGCUUGGCUCGACCCCGUUUCCCCGACUUUGAAAGGGGAUGGAAUGACCCACGGUAUUAUCGAACUCCGCCCCAGGAGCAAAUGAAGUUGUACAAAGAGCAAACGUCUUAUGUGUUUAACCAGGGCUGCCGGCUGCUGGGAGGUGUAAAACAAGCUCUGUGGCUUACAAAGACCAAACUUAUCCCUGAAUUACCCCAAAGGAUACAAAACAUAUAUGAUGACCCAGUCUAUCAAUUCCCAGACCUGGAGGAGCGGGUUCACAAUGUGAUCUCCUAUUCCUGCUUGUGGCACAGCACUGAAGACCAACCUCCCAGGGAGGUGUACUGCCCAAAGCUGCUACAAGGUUUGAUUCAUUUGUGCCAGACACAGACCCCUGCAUUUUCUGAACUUCGCCAGAGGAGCAUGGUUGAGAAUUGCCGCUUAGCAGUUAGUUGGCAAAGAGAAUCCACCAUCUACCAUGUGCGAGGGAUAAACGGCUCAAUCCUCAGUGCCAAAACUCUGCUGGCUCCUGUGGCUUCCGAUAUGGAGAUUCAGGCCACUGAGCCACAUACUUUUGAAACCCUGUAUCCUCUCUCUCCUGCUAUUGAUCUUCAGGAAGUUAAAGUAUAUGCGGAAAAGACUGAUUCAGGUUUUAGAGCUGGCUACCCCUUCUCCUAUCCACACACUGUGUACCUGCUUGACCCCUGCAGUACUAGAGCCAGAUUCCUCCCAGACCAACUCAGAGCCAAGAUGAUUAUGGUCGCUUAUGGCAGUGCUCUGGCAAAAGCAAAAAUACUUUUUGGGGAGGAAGCUAAGGAUUUGCCACAUCCAAUAGUGGUUCAAAGUAUAGCAACAGAUGGACAGCUCUUUCAGUUCUGUGUAUUCCAGUUAAAUACACUGGACACAAACUCUGAUGAUGGAAUUAAAAACCUUGUCUGGAUGGACUCCGAUCAGCCUCUUUAUGACACAGCUCUGUGUGCGCCUAAAGUCAGACGGAAAGUGGUGCUGGUACCUGCUGAUGUCUCUGGUUUUCAGCCAUCGACAUUUAGGAAAUUUUGGGCAAUGUAUCUUCAUGGAGCCGUUUGAGGUUACAGAAUACUGUAAAAAGGACUGUUCAGUACAUUUUGUUAUCUAUGGCCAUGGUAUAAACAUGUUUAGCUCUCAAGCUACAUCCAGUCCCACCUUAGAAACCCAUCUGUACUAUUGGCUUGCUAUACAAUGUGUUGCUCAAAUACAUUUAUGCUUUUUGUUACAAA
Bombina bombina (fire-bellied toad) is the source of this 1442-nucleotide messenger RNA. RefSeq names its product mitochondrial ribosomal protein L37 (gene MRPL37). Lineage: Eukaryota; Metazoa; Chordata; Amphibia; Anura; Bombinatoridae. The coding region runs from base 28 to 1272 and encodes 414 amino acids. The record is from RefSeq and is a predicted model, not a curated record. The transcript is spliced from 7 exons. Gene Ontology annotation, molecular function: structural constituent of ribosome. Gene Ontology annotation, cellular component: ribosome; mitochondrion. Gene Ontology annotation, biological process: translation.